This is a messenger RNA of Symbiodinium sp. CCMP2592, 4731 nucleotides long. NCBI's taxonomy places the organism in Eukaryota, Dinophyceae, Suessiales, Symbiodiniaceae. The record is from the annotation of a GenBank genome assembly.
AUGUCGAAUUCGGCCAUCCGAACUGUGGAUCGAGCGGCCAGGGCGGGACUCACUUCGAAGAGGCUGCCCGAGGAUGUUAGAAAGAGCCUCGUUGUCAUUCGCGAGAGGCUGAGGGUGGCUGAGCCUGUGACCAUCGCUACCAAAAACCAUCACUCUUGGCUUAUCUUCACAGAUGGAGCCUGCGAAGGCGAGAAGAAGCUAGGAUCCAUUGGAGGAGUGAUCGUGGGCUUGAGUGGCCAUCCGAUAUCCUUCUUCAGUGAGCAAGUCCCACAGGAUAUCAUGAAGAUCUUGUUGAGCAACUCGCAAAAUCCCAUUUUCGAACUUGAACUUCUGCCGGUCCUAGUUGCUUAUAGGCUCUGGGGCCAGUGGUGCAGAUUUUCUCAAGCCGUUUUUUACUUGGAUAAUGAAGGUGCUCGCCAUUCGAUAAUAGCCGCGGGAGGAGGCGCCGAUCUCGCUCGUGUGAUUAUCGAUGGCAUCCUCUCGAAGGAAACUUCCCUUCAAAUCCACUCAUGGUACGCCCGUGUACCUACGCAUAGCAACAUUGCAGACUCCCCGAGCAGAGGUGAGUACGAAGGUCUCUUGAACAUUGGUAAAGAUAAAGGUGGAAAGGGCGGAAAGCCCAAUGCCGGGAAAUCCAAUCCUGGUGGCGGUGGCGGCAAGUCACAGCAUGCAAACCAGCCGAAGGGCAAAGGAAAGGGUGGCAAAGCACAGAAGGAGACGCGAAAGUGCCAUCACUGUCAGAAGGUUGGGCAUCUGGCCAAGGACUGUUGGCUGCUGCAUGGCAAAGGCAAAGGCAAAGGUGUGCAUCAGGUUGCAGAGGUUAACCCUUCAAGUGCAGCGAGCGAGGCACCCACCGUCACGACAGCAGGUGGUUCAGCCAGCACAACCGGAGCUGUGCGGCGACUUCAGGUGUUUGACUUGAGUGCGCCCGCUGACUGGUUCAUUGGGCAUGUUCGCGUUGUCACGUGUGCAAUGCAGUCAGCUUGGAAUCCCAAGGCAGUUCAGAGCCCAGCAGGUCCCAGUGGCCAGGUCGCGACCGAUCAGGCGUGCAGCACCAACAUUUUGCCAUCAGAUUUUCUUGAGAUUGUCAGAUUGCUUGAGCGUUCGUGUUCGAACAGUGCACAGCCCGUUUCUUCGUUUGAGAGUUGCAAUGCAGUCAGCUCGGAAUCCCGAGGCAGUUCAGUCCCAGCAGGUCCAUUUUAUUUUGAUGAUCAGAGCACAGUGCCACAGGUGUCCCAGGCUGCGCCAGCGGCAGAUCAGAGCACAGUGCCACAGGUGUCCCAAUUUGACCUGUCCGUCGAUGAUGAUGUUGGAUCGUGGGAGCACGGAGUUUCGGUGCAUGAGCUCAGCACUCUCAAGCGCUUAGAGCCCAACAAAGGUUUUGUGUAUGCUGUGCAGACAAUCCAGGAAUUGCCUUCGGAUGAAGAUGCCCUCGAUGUGAUUUUGGACUCAGGUGCCGAUAUGAGUUGUUUGCCUCUUGAGUACGCGCAGCACGGUUUCGACCACGGUCCUCACAACUUGCAACUGCGCGAUGCACAAGGAGAGCCAUUAGCAAUCAAUGCCCUUCGUGAAGUUGAGUUUGUCGUUGAAAGCAGCACAGGGGAACAUGUGGUGUGGCGAGAAGUUUGUGCAAUCGCCCCAGUAACACAACCACUCUUGUGCAAAGGCAAGCUCAUGAAGGCCGGAUGGUGGCCCGUCAGACAGCCAGAGAUGGCUCUUGAGCAUGACAGCGGUGUGAGGGUUCCGAUUGCUUUCAAAGGAAAUUCCUUGUGCGUUCGGGCAAGCAUUUUCAGGAUUGGCCAAGAAUCCUUGAGUCCAGCAGGGCAUGUGAUGUUUGUCCAAGCAACAGUUUGCAAUGAAAUGGCCGAUGCGAAUUUUGGCUGGCAAAUGUCAGGCACGGGAAAUCUGUAUUUUCGUGGCAGGAGCACUCACUACAUUGAUCCGUCCAUCAUUGCACCAGUGGGAUGGCCCUGCAGAACCACCUUGGUCAAGCCGUGCACACCGGACCAUGAUGCCUGGAUUUUGCUUGAGCACUGUGUGCACUGGGGUGAGUUGCGCGAGCUUGCGGCCAUUUUACCGCGCGGAGAAUGUGAUGUAGUUUGCAUUUUGUCUUCAGCGCGCGAGGAGUUGUCCGAAUUUGGAGUCGAACCCCACAGGUCAGUGCAAGGGCACGUUGAUUGGUCUGGCCCGCAACCUGGAGACCCCGAUGCUGAUGAGCUCGCAGAUUACGAGCCCUCCGAGGCCGACAUGCAAGACACUUCUGCUCCACAACUUGUGGAGGCAAUGCCAGGUGUUCCACAGGUUAGCAACGAUGUGGAGGUGUUGCCAGAUGCCGAAGGUGUCACAGGCGAGGCGCCGGUGCCGGGAAGCAGCAAUGAUCUUCUUGUGUUUGAGGGCGUUGAGCUCUCGCUGCAGAGCACAUUGACAUUGAGUGUGAUUCGAACGGCAUGCAAGUCGGCGGGGAUUUCCGGUUCGGGGAGCAAGCAGCGUUGUCUUGAUCGUCUGAGGGCAUAUCUUGAUAAGCAGCAAUUGGCCCUGAGUGCCGAAGUUGCUCAGACAGUGGGAGAUGACAGCACUCGUGAGCCUAGGGGCCAGUCGGUCACCAAGGCGCCGACAGAAGCUGAGCGGCAGCUUCAUGAGCUGACCCAUUGGCCAUACCGGCCGUGGUGUGAUCACUGCAUAGCCAUGCGUGGCGUUGAAGACCGGCAUGAGUCACUGCCGGGGAGUGCCGACACUGAGGUUCCGAUCAUCAGCUUCGAUUAUGCCUUCACGAGUGUGUCAGGUGCCGAAGGCCAGGGCAAUGCAGCCAAGUUGACCAUUCUGGUUGCACAUGACACCAGCACUGGGAGUGUGCUAGGGCUUCCUGUUGCAAGCAAGGGGCGCGAGGAUCUGAAAUUCAGCGCGAUCGAACUGACAAGAUUUGUGCAGGGGUUAGGGCACAACAGCAUUUUCCUGUGUUGUGACAAUGAGCCCAGCACUCUUGCUCUCCAAAGUCUUGUGGUCAAUGUUCGGACCAAGCUUGGAUUCAAAACCAUGAUCCGUGAUGCGCCGGUGCACUCGCAUGCAUCAAAAGGCUAUGUUGAAAAGGCCAUAGACUUGGUGAGAGGUCUUUCCAAUGUCUUGCUUGAUCAGGUGAGAGUCAGGUACAACUUGAGUGCUGAAGCCAUCGGCGUGGAUCACCCUUUGAUGGCAUGGAGUUAUGUCCACGCAAGUUACAUCUUGAACAGGUUCGGAGUGAAAGGUGGAGCAACUGCAUUUGAACGUGCCACAGGCUAUCGCUUUGCAUCCAAGCUCGCCUGCUUCGGAGAACCGGACGCUGAUGAGAUGUUUGAACAGCAACAGAGUGGGCGCGAUGAUGCGCCAGGUGGCCCAAGUCAGGCUGCAGGUGCCAAAGGUGAUGAGGCACAGGCUUUCAGCAUGCCGAGUGUGGCGGGGAUGGCGGGGAUGCCUCCGCUUAGCAGUCAAGCACCGAACCCCGCACCGUCCUCUAGAGCCACUUUGCUUCUUGAUCGCCAUGACAGAGGGAACGUGAGUGUCCCAGGCAGUGUGCCAGUGAGCGUGAGACCUCCUCCUCCUGCGCAUGCUGCGGUGAAUGAGUCACCGAUGGAAAUCGCGGGGACCGAUCCGCCAACGUCCUCGGAAUCAUCCUCCUCUUCGUCUCCGCAGGCUUUGCCCAGCCAGCCAUUGUUCGAUGACAGUACCAUGCUUGCCGAAGUUGUGGAGACUGUUCGAGCAAGCUCCAGUGCAGGUCGCCAGGCUGAGGCAGAGCCAGAUGAAUCCCAUGCAGCAAAGUUUCAGCGGGUUGCCCGUGUAGGACGUGAGGACUUCCCAAUCAAUGAUGAAGUUUUGGAGUCCGCUGCAGAAUGGGAGGAUGCAGCACAGUACGUGCAGCUUGGCGAAGAGGCCGAUGCAGAGCUUGAUCCAAGCCUUACCGCUGAAGAGGCAAAGCUUCUGGAAGAUGAAGAUCUUCUAUGGUUCGAGGAGAUCCCGAGCCUCAGUGACGAAGAGUUGUCAGCCUUGGAUCAUGUGGCAGACAGCUUUGAAGUGAAACGGCUCCUGGGAAAGCAAGUCCUGGAGGAAGUCGGUGACAGCUUUGACCUCAGCGGUUACAAGGAGCUCUCCACGAAGUUCGUAAGGACGUGGAGACAAAAGAAGAGGCAAGGGCGCAUGAUGUUCUUUCGUAGAUCUCGCUUGGUGGCAAGAGAAUAUAAGUGGAUGGAGCGCGACCGGGAAGGUUUGUAUGCCCCGGUGACAUCGUCGCUCACCACGAAACUUCUUCCAUGGCUCUUUUGCGAGAUGAACAGGCGUCAGGAAGGUGCAGGCACAGACGAUGAUCCCAUAGGCGUCGUAGCCCUAGACAUAAAAGAUGCCUUUCUUUGUGUCCCACAAGAGCGUCCCAUGCUGGCUAAGAUUCCGGGUUUCCCUAAAAGGAUGCGAUUCCUCAAGAUGCUGCCAGGGCAGCGGGACGGAACGGCCAGGUGGCAUUCGUUCAUCAUGGACUACAUUCGUGAGCGACAUCCACUGUCUGUGUGUGCGGAGUGCCCUUCCUUGUACAAGCUGAAGGAUGCGAAAGAUCGCUCCAAUCCGGGUGUGAUCCACGUUGAUGACCUCUGCCUUGUUGGGUAUGUGAAGUGGAUCCUGCAGCAACUUGUUCCCAGUCUUGAAAGCACUUUCGAGCUAUCGUAUGAGGUUGCAUGCAAGCCCGGGGAUUCCUUUAAGUUAAGUUUCUGA